Aegilops tauschii subsp. strangulata is the source of this 3653-nucleotide messenger RNA. NCBI's taxonomy places the organism in Eukaryota, Viridiplantae, Streptophyta, Magnoliopsida, Poales, Poaceae. The record is from RefSeq and is a predicted model, not a curated record.
UUUUUUUUCAAUUUUAUGCCACUAAGGAAUGAGUCAUUUGCACAUAGGACCUUAACAUAGGAAAGUGAAAAAUUCCCAGGCCUUGAUUGAAGAAAUUAGCAAAGUAAACAAGCUUAGCUUGGAAAUACGGGAGAAUGAGAAGAGCUAAACAGAGAAAAUGCAACCUGCUACACUACUGAUUGAUGAACCUGGCGUCUCUUCUUCCUUCCUCCGCGUUGGUUUUUCUCGCCCCUGGUCAACUCCUAAGCGGCUCCAUCCAUCCCUGCUGCGGCUGCUGCUUCUCCACCGUUUCACGCCCCUGCUGCUGCACCUACGCCGGAGAUGACGGGCUGCUCUUCUUCCGUCGAAAGCCUGCUCAGUCCACGGUGAGAGAGGCGCGUUCCGGAAGAGGAGCUCCAACUGGAGAGCCAAGCUAAACACUUACCCACGGCUGCAUGUGGCAUUUGCUUCUGGUUCUGCCGUUCUGGAGUAAGCUGUUUCAGCCACUCCAAGCUCGCUCAGGUGCAGCACAAGCAUAACUGGAGAGCCAAGCUGAACACUUAUCCAGCCAGAGUUGGCUGGAAUAAUGGUGAGCGCUUCUACCGGGGUGAUGAACUCUCUCCUGGGUAAGCUGGCCACCCUGAUGGGGGACGAGUUCGCCAAGCUAAAGAACCUGAGAAACGAGGUGAAGGACAUCAGCAAUGAGCUGAGCAGCAUGAAGGAUGCUCUAGAGUGCCUUGCUGAUGUGGAUGAGCUCGAUAUACAGACCGCAAGGUGGAGGGACGCGGUCAGGGAGAUGUCUUACGACAUUGAGGAUAUCGUCGAUGACUUCAUGUGCAAAAUUGGGGAGAAACACAAAAAAUCUGGGUUUGUCCAUGAGAUUAUUCAACGCCUCAAAACAUCAAAGGACCGCCAUCAGAUUGCUGGGCAGAUCGAGGAGAUCAAGAAACUUGUGCAUGAAACAAGUGAACGGCGUGAAAGAUAUAGGCUCAAUGUCCUCACAUCAGGCAAUUUGGCAGUUGAUCAACGAGUUGUCGCACUCUAUGAGAAUGCAUCUAAACGUGUUGGUAUGGAGGGCCCAACCAAUGAACUUGUCAGUUGGCUAGAAGACGAGGAGAAGAAGUUGAAGAUUGUAUCAAUUGUUGGUUUUGGAGGUUUAGGUAAAACAACACUCGCCAAUGAGGUAUACCGUAAGCUGAAGGGAGAAUUUCAUUGCGGUGCAUUUGUGCCAAUGUCUCAAAAGCCAAAUAUUUCAAAACUUCUGCAUAGUUUACUAAUCCAACUCGGGUGUGGACAAUCUUUUAAAGAUUGUGAGUUAAAUGUACUUCUCGACCAGCUCAGAGAAAAUCUAGAAAAUAAGAGGUACAUCAUUAUCAUCGAUGAUCUAUGGGAUGUAUCAGCAUGGGGUAUUAUUAGAUGUGCUUUCCCUGAAAAUGAUCUUGGUAGCAGAUUAAUAGUAACUACAAGAAUCAAGAAUGUGGGUGAGGCAUGUUGUUUGGGUCACCACAAGCGCAUUCUGGAAAUGAAACCUCUUAGUGAAGAAGACUCAAGGAAAUUGUUUUUUGAUAGGAUAUUUGGCUCUGAAGAAGCUUGUCCAGGUCAACUCCGAGAUGUUUCAGUUGAGAUUCUCAAGAAAUGUGGUGGCUUGCCACUUGCAAUCAUUAGCAUAUCCAGCCUAUUAGCAAGCGGAAGUUCCCACCAAAAUGAGAGGUGGAAACAUGUAUGGAAUUCUUUGGGGUCAGUAUCAGACACAAAUCUCAGCUUGGAAGCAAUGAGACAGAUCUUGAACCUUAGCUACAAAAAUCUUCCUCACCACCUCAAGACAUGCUUCUUGUAUCUUGGUAUGUUUCCAGAGGACUAUAUAAUAGAGAGAACUGUUUUGGUAAGUCUGUGGAUAUCUGAAGGUUUCGUUAGUAAAGCACGUGGACAAAGCCUAGAACAGACUGGAACAUGUUAUUUCAAUGAGCUUGUCAACAGAAGCCUUAUUCAACCUGUAUUUAUUGACACAGAUGGGUCAGUGAGACUUUGCAAAGUACAUGAUAUGUUGUUGGAUCUUAUCUUGUACAAGUCUGGAGAAGAGAAUUUUAUUACCGUAGUAGAGAGCCCAGAGGACAUUAUAGGACAACUUCAAAAGACCCGUCGGAUGAACUUAAACUUGGAUGGUGCAAAAUUGCCAGAGAACGUUAGUAUGUCACAAGUGCGAUCAUUUGCAAGUUGGAGAGGCUCCGUGAAUAUACCUUCUCUGACUAAGUUCAAGUAUCUUCGAGUUUUUAUUGCUAAAUUUAGUUCUAGUUCUGUUGAUGACAACCGGAAAAUCGACCUGACAGGAUUGUGUAAGUUAUAUCUGUUGAGACAUAUAGAGAUUCGUGGCUGUAGUAAGUGCCAGCUACCCCAGCAGAUUAGACGGUUACAAAAGUUGGAAACAUUUGAUAUAGAUGGCUCCUGUAUCCCAAUGGAUAUUUUUCACCUGACUGGCUUGUUGUGUCUGAAUGUUCCAUACAUUGAAAGGCUGCCUGAGGGCAUUGGUAAAAUGGCAUCCCUACAGCGCCUGUGUCGGUUUGACACGCUGUACUCCUCACUCGAUAGUAUCAAGGGCCUAGGAGAGCUGACCAAUCUGAGUACUCUAUCUCUCAGAACACGUUUUUCUGAAGAUGUGGACAUGGAUGCUCUAAACACUUCUUUGGGAAAACUUUGUAACCUCAAGUGGCUGUACAUAUCUUCACCUAAAUCUUGGAUACCUGAGGCAGUAACUUUGUCGCCUCCUCCCCCGAACCUUGCGACACUCCACAUUGUAAAAAGGUCCCGGGUCCCCAGCUGGAUUGGGGAACUCUAUAAUCUCCAGGUGCUGACUCUCUCUGUUGAGAAGUUGGACAAGGACGAUGUUGGUAUUCUUGCGCAGCUACCUGCCCUCAUCGAGCUUACUUUAACUUUCAGUAGAUCCCUGGAAGCAACAAUUGCAAUCUAUGGAAAAUCAUUCACAGCCCUAAAGAAGUUUGAUGUCAGCGGAGAUAUCAUGCCACACCUGACCUUCCAAGCUGGGGCAAUGCCUAAGCUCCAGAGCCUCUUUCUAGGGUUGAACGCCAGGGGGUGGGAGCAGGACGAUAACGCUGCACCUAUAGGUAUCGAGCACCUGUUAGCACUUGAAAAAAUCGAUGUAGGAAUUGGCUACAGGGGUGCUACUGCAUCUGAAAAGAGAAGAGCAGAGUCUGCCAUUAGGAUCGCUAUCAGCAUGCAUCCCGGCCAUCCUCACGUUAUAAUCAAAUGUUGGGACACAGUGAUUGGGCCUUUUUUUUUCGAGAAUGCAGUGAUUGGGCCUUGGUGACGGACGCAUGAUAAUUAUUGGUGUCAGCUACUACCAGCAGCUGGUAUAUUCAAAGGGAAGUCGAUUUUUUUCUAUGGAGCAACAAGAUGGGGUACGCGAAGGAAUAUUGAGGUGUCUCCUACAUUAUGCUGAAUUGUAGCGGAUGGAGAUGGAUUAAUGCAUUUCCUUUCCGUCCGGAACAUCGAACUGUCACUUUGCUUUGUGCUACUAUUUAUCUCGUCGAACUGUUUGUUUCUACAAUAUUGAUGGUAUGAUACGCUUUGGUUCGGUUUAUCCUAUAAUAAGACUCGGAUGGUGGGCAGGAGUUGGCACCUACUGCGCCUUGCUCAUUCCUAGCCACGGAUUGCAUGUU